CCGAUGUUUCGAUCGGUCUGUAACCUACGUGAGCGUAUGUUACCCACAUUCAACCCCUGAUUAGAUUUGAAUCGCGGGAGUAGUUCGUGCACACGUAAUGGUGGCACUGCGGUACGUCGCUAUCACAACAUCGUGGAGUCGAAACCGACGAAAAGUUGAUCUUCGAUGCCUCAGUCCCUCAACGUUUCAUGCACAGAAUACCAGCUGUAAAAAUUGCCUUAGAUUUGACAUUGUGGCAGUUUCGCUCCGGAAAGAACCUAGAUAGUCGUACGAAAAUAAACGACACAUAACUAUAUAAUAGAUAUAUCAAGAAGAGGAGGGCAGAAGUAGCACAAGAUACUUUUGAGAUCGUUCUCCCUGUCACUCGUCUACUACGUUAUACCCCCUACUCACAUUUUUUAUCUUUAAAAAGAAGAAUAACACCAAAAGGUCUUCCAUGAUUUCGCUACAGUCUCACAACCAGGUGCUCUUUCACCUCACUCAAUUGACAGCGGCUUGUACUCCUCGACGUCGUGGCCUAGCGGUUGGAGCUAAGGGCAAUGAAAAGCGCAACAAUGAGAGAAACGCCAUUUGCUAUGAGAGCCUCGUCGAGGCGGCUACGAACUGCACCGAAUUCCCAGUGAAGAAAAUAAACCCGCAACAUUUGGGCACUGUUCUCCAAGUAAAUAGAAAUGAAUUAUUGGAAAUUUUAUCAAAAAUUUCAAACGGCACUAGUGCCAGAUUUAAAAGCGAUAGUAAUAAAUGGAGGAUCUCUUAUACAUCGGGCAACAGUUUUGACGAAAACAAAAGGAUAAGCUUCAACUAUCAACAAAAUCCAUACCAGUAUAAGCAUAAUCUGUGUACAACGGCGCCAUUCUGCUUAAAUACCAUUACUCGAGGAUUUAAAACUGAACAUAAUAUCAAGGCUGAAUUGGACCGCAAUCCUGGUCUUUCAGCCAGAAUCAGACGAUGGAUGGGAAGGUCUACAGUGGAUUAUCAGGUUGAGAAGGUCCAAGUACCUGGUGGCACGAUUGAGUUAUCGCAGGUGGAUAACCUGCGAACUUUGCUUAAUGAUACACCGCUUACUACAAGCGAACAACAGCGUAUUAAAGUCGCAUUCGUCGAAGGCUACUUGGCAAAAAAUUUGCGAAUCCAUCCUACGCGUCCUAAAAAAUGGAUCAAAGUAUUACAAUAUUUGACAUUGAUUACAUUUAUUCUUACGGCUGGAUUGCUACUUCAGGUAAGUACCAGCGGUAGCAUGUUUAGAUUUCCACUGGGAAAUCAGAUCGAAGUCAGUGCCGAUGACAUCAACGUCACUUUUAACGACGUCAAGGGGGCUGACGAAGCUAAACAAGAACUCAAAGAUGUUGUCGAGUUCGUAAAAUCUCCUGACAAGUUCUCGGCACUCGGAGGCAAACUGCCCAAAGGAGUUCUGCUCGUUGGACCCCCGGGCACAGGAAAAACUCUGCUGGCUCGCGCAGUUGCUGGAGAAGCUGGAGUUCCCUUUUUUCAUGCAGCCGGUCCCGAGUUUGAUGAACUUCUUGUUGGUCAAGGUGCCAAGAGAGUCAGAGACUUAUUCAAGGCGGCGAAAGAAAGGGCUCCCUGUGUUGUGUUCAUUGACGAGAUCGAUUCGGUAGGAGCAAAGAGGACGAGUUCCUUCCUUCACCCUUACGCAAACCAGACCAUUAAUCAGUUGCUUACAGAAAUGGAUGGCUUCCAUCAGAAUGCAGGAGUCAUAGUUCUGGGAGCCACAAAUCGACGAGAGGAUUUGGACACCGCUCUGUUGCGCCCGGGUCGAUUUGAUGUCGAGGUUUCAGUCCGAACUCCUGAUUUCACUGGCCGAGUGGAGAUUCUCAAUCUAUAUCUUGGGCGAAUAUUGUGUCACGAUAUCAAUGUCGAGGUACUGGCAAGAGGAACGACUGGCUUUACUGGGGCCGACUUAGAAAACAUGGUAAACCAGGCUGCUCUGCGCGCAACUAUAGACGGCGAAACCUCUGUUAGCAUGAAACACAUGGAACAAGCCAGAGACAAAAUUCUAAUGGGAUCAGAGCGGAAAACGAGGAUACCGGACGAGCAAAGUAACCUCAUAACGGCUUAUCACGAAGCCGGUCACACGAUUGUUUCCUAUUACACCGAGGGUGCUUAUCCAUUGCAUAAAGUGACGAUUCUUCCCCGUGGAGAAAGUUUGGGACACACCGCUUACCUGCCAGAAAAAGAAAUGUAUUACACCACGAAACAAAAUUUGCUCGCUAUUAUGGACACAUGUAUGGGGGGACGAGCUGCAGAGGAGUUAAUUUUCGGAGCGGAAAAAGUUACCUCGGGUGCAUCAAAUGAUUUGGAAAGGGCCACGAGCAUAGCUGUAAGUAUGGUAAAAAAAUUGGGGAUGUCAGAGAAAGUUGGACUAAGAACGUAUUCCGGAAACGAUUCACCUCGUAUAACAGUCAACGAAUUUAGCGAGUAUUCACAAGAAUUGAUCGAUCUGGAGAUUAAAAAAAUAAUGCAGGACUCAUAUGGUCGUGCCAAAGCGAUACUGAAGGCUCACGCAAAAGAGCAUAAACAGCUGGCGGAGGCUUUACUUGAAUACGAAACGUUGGAUGCAGCUGAAGUAAAGGCCAUUAUGGAGGGGCAAAACGGUCCAGAAAGACCGCCCAAAAAACCUAAAACUGAGUCACCCAAAAACGUUAAGUAAUAUUAAAGGAUAAUAGUACACAAAAAUAUUGUACAGAAAUUGAAUUUUUAUUUCUUUUUUUUCUUCACUCAGCUCCAACGUGCUAGAUCUUUACUGUAUUUUUCAUGAUUCGUUAGUCAUUCACUUACGCUCUGUCAAUAUCUUUGAGGGAAUUUUUGAACUUGUAUCAUGAACAAUUGUUACCGGACUAAGCAACGUUUCGAGCGUUGUCCGUCAAUAAACAAAUAAACGUAUCCUA
Molecule: messenger RNA, 2906 nt
Organism: Diprion similis
Lineage: Eukaryota; Metazoa; Arthropoda; Insecta; Hymenoptera; Diprionidae
Gene: YME1L
Product: ATP-dependent zinc metalloprotease YME1L
Exons: 12
Coding region: 437-2668 (743 amino acids)
Biological process (GO): mitochondrion organization; protein quality control for misfolded or incompletely synthesized proteins
Cellular component (GO): mitochondrial inner membrane
Molecular function (GO): ATP-dependent peptidase activity; ATP hydrolysis activity; metalloendopeptidase activity
Source: RefSeq, a predicted model, not a curated record